AUGCGUUCAUUAUUUAGCCGUCAUGCGGCCCAUUUUCUUCUUCUCCUUUCUCUCUUUUCUUUGGCUGUGGCCGUGCCUUGCAAGGACAGCACUCGACCUACAUAUGAAGUAUACCACUCUGUAAAUGGAGCCCAGCACACUGCCAGAGCCUCCCAACUCACACAGCAAGGCUACCGCAUCAUCUCUCUCAGCGCGUAUGGAGAGCCCGAGAAUGCCCAGUUUGCCGCCGUUUGGGUUCGACGGGAUGGCCCCGCCUUCGAGAUGGCGCAGGGUCUCGACGCAAAGUCGUUCGAAAAUUGGUGGACGGCCUGGCAGGCCAAGGGCUACGUCGCGACCCAUGUCUCCGCGACUGGGCCGGCUGAACGUGCCACUUUCGCCGGUGUCAUGGAGCAGAUCUCGGGCGCGCCAUUCUGGGCACUGACUUGCGAUCUGACAAACCCCUAUGCCUUCCAGAACGCAACCGUCGGGCACUCCAUGAUUGUAAAGAGUUUCCGGAUGUAUGGCACCCCCCAGAACCGCGGUUAUUGCGUACUCGGCCACGAGAAUGUCGGCAACGUCUUCAAUACCGUGUAUUACACCACACCGUCUUACAACAUUGACUUUGGAGAGGUGUACCAAGCCGAGCUGUCGAAGCGUUUCUGGCGCCCCUCGCACCUGUUCGUCUCGGAGGACCAUAUCAUUACGCCCGUCUUUACAGACACCAACAUCGGCUCUUGGAGUUCCUUCGCCUCUCUUUCCGCUUCCGCUUUGGAUGCUGAGAUCUUGGCGCAGAAGACGAAUGGCCUUCACCCCAUCCAUGUGCAGGGGGCAGGUUCCGGCGUCGACACUCGCUUUACGGCCAUCUUCGCUAAGACGGAUCUAUCCGAGCAGCGCACAUGGACCGCCAAGGGGUCUGUUGAUGGGUUUGCUAACAACGAGCAGGCCAAGAGCAAUAUGGACUCCCUUUUCCGUCAAUGGAUGCAGAGGAAUGGGGUCCGCCAAGCCCAGUUCGCCGUUUCCAAGAAUGGCACCAUCGUCACGGAGCGUUCCUUUACCUUUGCCGAGCCCAGUCGCGCCCGAGUCGAGCCGGACGACAAGUUCUUCCUGAGUAGCGUUUCAAAGAUGUUUGUCAAUGCCGCCAUUGUUAACCUAGUACAGACCGGACGCCUCAAUUACUCUACCCCGGCAUACCCUUUGCUUGGCUUUCAUCAGUAUGGGGAUGCACGCACCGCCAACAUCACGGUCAAGCAUCUUCUCGAGCACAGGGCUGGAUAUGACCGCGACAAGUCUGGCGACCCGGCUUUCCAGUUUCGGAUGGUCGCCUUGGACUUGCUGCAAGGCAGCCGGACGGCAACCAUAAAGGACGUUAUUGACUGGGCUAUUGGGAGGCCGCUCGACUUUGCGCCCGAUGCAUCUUACGCAUAUUCCAACUAUGGAACAAUGGUUCUUAGCUACAUUGUUGAAAAGGUCUCCGGGAUGGAAUAUCUGGAGUUUCUCCAGAAGAAUCUUUUGAACGGUCUGGAUAUCGCGUUGUACAAGGAUGGCGCAGCAGCCCACGCGAGUGAUCGUAUCUCGCAAGAAACCAGGGUCAUCGGAUAUGAUGCGCUCCAUCCCUUGUCGACUCAACGAAUUUCAGGCGUUUAUGGAGGAGGAGGCGACAUCAAGAAGCAGACCAUGGGUGCAUUUUCUUUGGCGGGCAGCGCAAGCUCCAUUGCCAAGUUUGUCGGAUCACACGCUGCAUAUGGGUAUGGCGAUCGGCAGACAAGUCGCCGUGACGGGAGCGUCAACGGUGCUCGCGCUUGGGUGCAGAGUGACAAAGAGUUGGACUGGGCUGUCACUCUUAAUACCAGGGAUUUCUUGUCAGACUGGGAGUGGGAUAAUUUGGUCAAUUACCAAGUCCCGAGUCUCUUCUGGACGUAUUAG
Clonostachys solani is the source of this 1902-nucleotide messenger RNA. The record is from the annotation of a GenBank genome assembly. NCBI's taxonomy places the organism in Eukaryota, Fungi, Ascomycota, Sordariomycetes, Hypocreales, Bionectriaceae.